Messenger RNA from Knipowitschia caucasica, 345 nucleotides. The record is from the annotation of a GenBank genome assembly. Lineage: Eukaryota; Metazoa; Chordata; Actinopteri; Gobiiformes; Gobiidae.
AUGAACGCGCACAUUUUGCGCACUCGAGUGAACCAGCUUUCCAGUGGAACAUUUCGUUAUUUUGGGCUCAAAUCGACUUGCAAAAAGGGGAAGCGCAGUUAUGCUUCGCUAGCGCGAUCAACCAGCCCCUGUUUAAAUAUUAAAGGGCUCUUUUGUGCCGGGGCUCUGCUGGUGCCUUUCCCCCUUGUGCACCACAGACCCGUGUGCUUCGGUGAAGGUACCCCGCACCGGGCCAUGUGUUUUGGGGACUGUGUGCCCCUCAGGCUCCGUCUGAAGUCCGAAGAGGAGCAGGGGGAGGCGCGGAGGACGCAGGCUGACAGACGCGGAUACAAUAGGACCCUGUGA